UCACCACGUCGUAGGUGACGGUGCGUCUAGCAAAGCGUUCCACCGGGGAUUUUUGCGCGCGCUGUGCGCUCUAUCCUCCGACCCUGUCGAGGAAGCGAGCCCUCUUGUCGCUCCACCGAAAACGCCGCUGGUUCCAAACCUCGAGGCGCUUGGCGCCCCUGCCCCUGUCGAUGGCCUUCAUCAACAAGGCCCUGCUCAAGCAGUAUGUCUACUUUGGGCGUGAGGCUGGGCUCUGGACGGGCGCGAAGAUCAUGACCCCGCUCGAGACGAAACUACGCCUCGUGGCGUUUUCUCCUACCGUCUCGGCCGCAUUGAAGAAUGCCUGUCGGCAGAACCGCACGACCACCACCGCUGCACUACAGGUGAUUAUCGCCCACGCGCUGCUCUCCCAUCUCCCGCGAGAAUUCACGAAGUUGAAGGGGUGAAGUUCCAAUCUCCAAUCGCCUGUGGCUCCCUAGGGAGAUCGUCGACGACGACACCAUGAGCGUCUUCAUCCACGGAAG
Molecule: messenger RNA, 503 nt
Organism: Penicilliopsis zonata CBS 506.65
Lineage: Eukaryota; Fungi; Ascomycota; Eurotiomycetes; Eurotiales; Aspergillaceae
Exons: 1
Coding region: 171-425 (84 amino acids)
Source: RefSeq, a predicted model, not a curated record